This is a messenger RNA of Cimex lectularius (bed bug), 1844 nucleotides long. It is a transcript of the gene Sgsh, whose product is annotated as N-sulphoglucosamine sulphohydrolase. Bases 125 to 1612 code for a protein of 495 amino acids. Gene Ontology annotation, molecular function: N-sulfoglucosamine sulfohydrolase activity. The transcript has 11 exons. Gene Ontology annotation, biological process: glycosaminoglycan catabolic process; heparan sulfate proteoglycan catabolic process. The record is from RefSeq and is a predicted model, not a curated record. Lineage: Eukaryota; Metazoa; Arthropoda; Insecta; Hemiptera; Cimicidae.
UUUGACCCUUUAUCGGGAAGGCGACUGACCCCUGGGUUGACCACAGUCCAACGGAUUAUUAGAACGGGAGCUGGAUUACUUUUAAAAUUUCACCUCUUUGACUUUUAAUAUUUGUAUUGUCACCAUGUUAAUUCGUUGGCCGAUACAGUUUUUAUUGUGUUCUUUACUUGCCUCGAUCGAUGCAAAAAACGUCCUUUUCCUUUUAGCUGAUGAUGGUGGAUUUGAAAUAGGAGCAUAUUUAAAUAAGAUAGUCCAAACACCAAAUAUUGACAGUUUGGCGAAAAAAAGUUUGCUUUUUAACAACGCUUACACCCCUGUUAGCAGCUGCUCUCCGAGCCGUUCGUCAAUUUUGACAGGCCAGCCAACACAUCAGAAUGGAAUGUAUGGUUUGCACCACGGUGUUCACCACUUUAACUCUUUCGAUCAUGUCCAAAGUUUUCCUGACGUUUUGUCCAAACAUGGCAUCACGACUGGCAUCAUCGGCAAAAAACAUGUUGGCCCUAAAGAAGUUUAUCCAUUUGACUUUGCUGAAACAGAAGAAAACAAUUCAAUUAUGCAGGUCGGAAGGAAUGUCACUUACAUUAAACUUCUGGUUCGCAAAUUUCUCAAGCAGACACACAACAAGCCAUUUUUUCUUUACAUAGGUUUCCACGAUCCACAUAGAUGUGGUCAUACUCAUCCAGAAUUUGGAAACUUUUGCGAAAAAUUUGGCAAUGGGGAACCGGGUAACGGUUUAAUUCCGGAUUGGAUACCUAUAAUCUAUCAGCCGGAGCAAAUUGACGGACCUUAUUUCGUCCAAGAUAGUAUGCAAGCGAAAUACGACCUUGCUGCCCAAUACACUACCAUUUCUAGAUUGGAUACAGGUGUUGGUUUAGUGCUGAAAGAGCUAGAAUCAGCUGGUGUUCUCAAUGACACGUUAAUUAUUUACACAUCGGAUAAUGGAAUUCCAUUUGCUGGUGGUCGAACCAAUGUAUAUGACUCAGGUACCGCUGUACCGCUGUUGAUUUCAUCCCCAAGAGCAACGGCACUAAAGAAUUCAGUUACAAGCCACAUAACGAGUCUCUUAGACAUCGCACCGACCAUUUUAGAUUGGUUUGGACUUAGUAAGCUCUAUUCAAAACACAAUAAAAAUAGUAUGAAUUUAAGGGGGAAUUCUUUACUCCCUUUGAUCGAAAAAGGAGGGAGUGUGAAAGAAUUGCCUGUAUUUUACAGUCAUAAUUUACACGAAGUAACAAUGUAUUACCCCAUGAGAGCUAUACGAACAAAAAAGUAUAAACUAAUACACAAUUUAAAUUAUGGAAUGCCUUUUCCCAUCGAUCAAGAUCUAUAUGUCUCUCCAUCUUUUCAGGACAUUCUUAACAAAACAAGAAACCAUCAGCCCACAUUUUGGUACAGAUAUUUACAUAAUUAUUAUAAUCGCAAAGAAUGGGAGUUGUACAGUCUUCAUUUUGAUCCAAUGGAAAUUAAUAACUUAGCCUACGAUCCUCAUUAUAAGGAUGUGUUUAAUCAACUUAAGUCCCAAUUGAACGACUGGCAGCAAAAAACAAACGAUCCAUGGUUGUGCAGCCCAUCAGGUGUUUUGGAAUCAGGAGAAUGUAGACCUCUUUAUUAAUCACAUUAAACCCUGUUCAUUCUUCUACAGAUCUGAGAAAAAUGAGGAUGAGAUUUCCUUUUGAUAUCUGUGGUGGUGAUGAUGAUAAACCUGUGUGGUCAUUUCUGAUCAUUUCAACCUAAAAUUGCUUGUAUAGGGAGACAGAAAUGAUCAGUGUAAUUUUAAUUGUUGUUGCGAUUAUUGGACUUUUUAUAAUACACUCCCUGUCAAAAAAUAUCAGGGCCUAAAAAUC